AUGCGCGAGGCACGUGUCCAGAAACAUUUGGAAGUGAGUUUGUUCUCAAAUAACGUUUCGGAGAAAAAACUUCUUGCAGCACCCAAACGUGGUCAAAUUCUAUGGGGUGGGAGCCGGACAGGAACCGCUUUACGUGAUCAUGGAACUGGUGAGAUAUUGUCGCGUUUUGUAUCUCCAAACGAAUUCCGUUGUUCUGAGCGCUCGACGGGUUCUCUGGUUUCUCUCCAGAGCUGGCAAUGGGCGUGCGCCCCGCCCAAUAGAGCGAUACAUUGGCGCGAAAUUCAAAUUUUAACAGCAAAAGUUGUGUUUUUUGCCAGAUUAGCCACGAAAAACCGAUAAUUUCUCAUUUGUCUCUCAAUAGACCGAUUGUAUAGGCGAUUACGAAUUUUUUAAGCGCAAGAGCGUUAAAUUUGGUCAAGUCGCAAAUCACAUUUAUCCGUUUGAAGAUUUUGGCAAAAACUGCGCGAAUUUCAGUUGCUUUUCGGUAAUUUUCGCGGUUCGAGCGCUCAAAAUGCUUGUAUUUACGUGAUUUAUCAUUCGCAAAACCAAUUCUGUCUGAAAACGGUCAAGAAAGCGCAAAAUGAGAAGUGCGCUUUGUAGGCGGCGAUCGGCGGCGAAGGCGAAAAAGCAAAGUCGGCGAAAAAUGCGCCAAAACGUCAUUAAUUCUGAGAAUUAGUGUGUUUUCAUGUCGAACAAUCAUUUUUCAUCGCCUUUGACCACAAAAAUCAGAGAAAACGUGCUCAAUUCAUGAAUUAAAACGCCAUUUGGCCGCCGAGGCCACGCCCAUAUUGUCAGCUCUGGACACCGUGUGUGUGUGUGAGAGAUGAACACGUGAACUUUCAAAUAGUUGUAAAAAUGAAGCGGGCCCGGGUUCCAAGAAUCUUGUUAUCGUAUACGUUUUAUCGCUCUUAACUUAGUUCGGUUGCAGCUAAAAAUCUAAAACGAGAGAGGGGGGAUGGAUUUACAUAUCACGAAACACCUCUUGAUCAUAAAUUCACCAACGAUCUGCAUGGCGAGGCAAAAGAAAAAGCUGAAAGGGAGGAGGAAGCGAUUAGAGCGCAGGCAAGUGCACCUGUAAAGUUAUUCGGCCAGUUUUCUUCGUUUUCCAGCGUUUGAAUCAUGAUUAUAACACCGAAAUCGGUUCUGCACAACGCAUCGAGUUAUCCGUAAUCGUGGACGUCAGCAAAAACUAUGUGAGAGUUCUAACUUAUUCGCUUAUCUCUUUCAGUUAUAAUUUCAGGUUUUGAAGAUUUCGGAGCGUUUGAGAGACGCAUGCAAAUUUUCCAAUGUAGAACUUAUUCAAUUUGCGGGAGUCACUCGUAUCUACGAUAAAUUCGUAUGCGUCCGCCCUGAUGAAAUCGAAGCGGAAACCCAAAGGGAUUGCUCAGCAAAAACUCAGCAGUCAACGUCUUCAAAAGCAGCCGAAUUGUCAAAGAUGAAGGCAGCGUCUUCAAAGAGCACGAAGACGGAAGAUCACACGCAAACGGCCACGAAGUCUGAGUCAACUGUUAGUUUCAACCAUAGUUGUGAUUUUAAGACCCGGAUCUUAUCUGACGACCGUACUUUCUCGCACUCUUCCUCAAAUUCUACCAUUAUUAGGUAGACAAUGGCCUAUCUGUGUCAUUUUAACAACCCUACCACAAAUUGAAAUGAAAAACGCCAAAAACUUACUGAAAACUUCAAAAAACACUAUUUGAAAUUCGAAAAUUUUCUACCCUGGGGCCCGUUUAGAGAUCAAAAAGACGAAUCGAUUUGCAGUUUUACACUGAAAAUUCUCAGAUUUGAGCCAUUGCUCUGAACAUUCGCGUGCUUCUGUGAAUGACGAAAAUCAGAGAAAAAGUACCGAAAUCAUGAAAUUUCUAUUUUCGAGAUCACUAAUCAUUUUCUUCAGGACACCCUCAUCGGAUCAAUUUCGCGAACCAAUGCCGGGAAAUCGACGAGUGAAUCCAGUCAAUGCGCAAGUUAUUUAGCUGACAUCGUCGAAAUGGAGGAAGACAGGAUUGAUGAAUCGCUUCCGAACGACAAUGCGAACGCCAGUUCCAUCGAGCCUCUUUUGGUUACGGAUAAAGAUGAGACUAAGUCUGGCGGCAUUUUCCGGAGACUGGGCUCUUUCCUGGGCUCCUGCCUGGGUACCUGCUUGUCUAACCGCAUGAAAGCUGGCGAGAAUGUGGUUGACGUCGUUCCGAUGAAAGUUCCAGAGAAGCUUCUCAACGAAAGUGGGCAACUGGAUCCAGUGAACUACAUCGUCAACAGUUUCAGCAAAGAGCUUGUGCUCAAAGAACAGUUUGAGGAAGGGGAGGUGAGGUUACAAAUUGGUUAGAACCAUGCAGAACUGAACACUUACAGCACCCGUAUUAUAAUAAAGUGAACGAGAUCAUGGAAUUUUUGGGUAUUAUUGAAAAGAAGAUGCGUGCUGGACCCGAUUACGUGAAAAUUGAUGUAGCAAGAAUCAAAAUUCUCGGCGAUCUUCAUGGCAACUUUUUGGCGUUGAUUCGGGCGUUGUCCGUCGAUGCCUGGAGCCACGCUCUGUUUGUUGCAUAAAUGCGCCCCUCCAACAGUAAUUCGACUAUUUCAGAUUGUGUCUGGGCGACUAUGUGGAUCGAGGAGAGCGAGGAUUCGAUGUGCUCAUGCUGCUCUUCUGCCUCUACGAGCACUGCCCCGAUUACAUUUUCCUCUUGCAAGGCAAUCACGAGAGCCGGAGGAUCUGCCUGAAAUACGGAUUCCACGUAAGAACGCAUUCGUCGAAGAGCUCACAAUCAAAAUUUGGAGCUUUCAGACCGAACUUCUUCGUGUAUUUGGAGAGAAAAAUGGAGAAAAGUUGUUUGACAAGUUUUGUGAUGUUUUCAAAUGUCUCCCACUGGCCGCCAUCCGUCACAAGCAAGUGUACUGUUGUCAUGGAGGUCCUUCGAGCGUUGUUACUGCCGAGAACAUUGACAAUACGGUAUUCUAUCGAAUUUAAAUAGUUUUGAAAACUAAAUUUCAGCUCAAACGAUUCCCCACUAAUCGUGUGCAAUUCACAGCAUUACAAGAUUCCACGUGGUCGGACGAGGUCCUUGUGCCAGAGCACUUAGAGUAUGAAAUUGAGGUUAACUGGUAGUCGAACUUCACCAAAUUCAGAGACAAGCCAGUUUUGACGGAUUCGUCGAGAAAGUGCGACGUUUGCUUCGAUUACAACGAAACUGCUAUCCUCCAUAUGUUGAGGAACUUGAACUGCAACCUGUUGGUUCGCGCCCAUCAGGUGAGACUAUUUCGUGACACGGAAUAUCCGAUUAAUCGUCUACAAUUUAAGUUGAUCAUUCGAGGCAAUCGAUACGCUGUAAGAAAGAGGCUCCAUUCUCUUUUCUCUUCGACUAACUGUGCCGGUUCGGUAAGGAAAACAGGCGGAAAAGCUCGAAAUGUCUCUUCUGCUUUCCAGAACAAUGACAGUUCUUUUAUGUUGAUUGAGAACAAUGUGGCGCAAAUCAUUCUUUUCCACGAUUCGGAAGAAUUCGUUGAAGAGCAAAAGUCGGAUGAAAUCACGCUCGACGAGAAGAGCAUUGAACAUGAUGCUCCUCAAAAAGACAAGACUGACACGAAUGCCGCGCAGCCGGCGGAUGCAAAGAAGAAGGCACAGCCGGAGAAGAAGGACGGAAAGAAGAACACGAAGUCGGAGAAGAAGGACGGAAAGAAGAACACGAAGUCGGAGAAGAAGGACAGAAAGAAGAACACGAAGUCGGAGAAGAAGGACAGAAAGAAGAACACGAAGUCGGAGAAGAAGGACAGAAAGAAGAACACGAAGUCGGAGAAGGACGGAAAGACGACGAUUGCCAAGGAGAGCAAAGCGAUCGUCAAACCAAGCACUGAUAAAAAGUCGCCAAAAACAACAAAGCGCGCUCGCGAAAACUAG
This is a messenger RNA of Caenorhabditis sp. 36 PRJEB53466, 3886 nucleotides long. The record is from the annotation of a GenBank genome assembly. Lineage: Eukaryota; Metazoa; Nematoda; Chromadorea; Rhabditida; Rhabditidae.